Molecule: messenger RNA, 1561 nt
Organism: Orbicella faveolata
Lineage: Eukaryota; Metazoa; Cnidaria; Anthozoa; Scleractinia; Merulinidae
Cellular component (GO): membrane
Molecular function (GO): protein binding
Source: RefSeq, a predicted model, not a curated record
CAGUUCCUUUUGUUCGGAUGUAUUUUGGUUGAAGUGUUUUAUUUUCACCAGGAUUAUGGAAAGCGAAGUUGUUAAUGUUCAAAGAUACCCUAAUUCCCGGUGCAAAUUCAGUAAGGUACCCACUGUCAUAGGGAAAACCCAAGAUCAACUGUCAUAACUCAGGGAAAACCCAAGAUUAACUGUCAUAACUCAGGGAAAACCCAAGAUCAGCUGUCAUGGGAUCAAAACCUCAUACGUGUUUUUUAUCAUUUGCAGUAAAUCAGGACGUUUGUGAAACACAGAUUCUAAAUGAGGAAGGUUCAAUCCUUUCGCCAAGAUACCCAAAGGACUAUCCCGAGGACGUUGUGUGUCGAUGGAUAAUCCAAAUUCCAUCCGAAAAACUUGAACACCGGCAAUAUAUCAAGCUCACAUUUGAAGCAUUCCAGCUGGAGUACGAUUCAUCUUGUUAUUUUGACAAGUUAACGGUUUAUGAUGGCUUGAGCGAAAACAAUACUAUGCUGGGGACAUUUUGUGGUGACAACAUUCCUCCUCCCCUGUUAUCCAGCGGCGCUCAGAUGGUUGUUAAGCUCACUAGCGACUACUCUAUGACCUACAAAGGUUUCAAUGCAACAAUUGAGUUUACAAACACGUUAGGUUAUUCCUCUUGCCCCGAUGCUCUCUUCUUCCAAGCCCUUAUGACAAUGCCUGCCAAUAUAAUAUUUAUAACCUCUGAGCAGUCGGUAGUGUUUGGUGCUGACGUCAAACUACACUGCUGGUCAAAGGGGGUUCCGGCCCCUGAUGUGGCAUGGAUGAGAAAUGGAAAAGUGUUGGUAAAGGGCGAGAGAACGGUGAUCUUGGAAUUUGACAACGUUACUUGGCAAGACGAAGAUGUGUAUACCUGUAUAGCUAACAAUUCAGGGGGGAGCGACAAUGGAAAGACCAAGGUCAAUGUCGUGGCAUGUCCAUCGUCGUGCAGUUGUAUUUCUGCAACCGAUGAAUUACGACUUGAUUGCAAAUCUUCAAACAUCACAUCUGUUCCAUCAACCAUCCCGUUGACUGUAACAGAAAUGUAUUUAUCAAACAAUAAAAUAAAGCGACUGAGUAAUGGAAUGUUUCAGGACACUGGUAGCCUGGAAGAGAUAUUCUUGGCCCGCAACAAUAUCGAUGUGUUGGAAAAAGGAUCAUUUGCUGGCCUGGAAAAUUCCCUUGUCAUUUUGUUUCUGUCAAACAAUUACCUUACUUCCUUGUCGAGGGGCGUGUUCAACAAUUUAACUUCGCUGGAAUAUUUGUAAGUUUAAAAGAUUCAACUAUGUAUCUAAUUAAUGCAUAGUUCUGUAGUACGUCGAGUGGGCUCCAGUCUCUUCUUGUUUUGCUAUACUGAACACUUCAAAUCAAACUUCGAGCCAUUUUGGCAAAGGAUUUUAAUACGCGAGUUACUAGUUGAAUUCUAAUUCGGAAAUUUAUGACAAGCAAGUUUUGGUCCAAAAUGUAUCACACAACUAUAAGGGCUUCUUCAAAUCACAAACAGCUAAUAGGAACCCUCGUUAUUUCAAUUAUAACAGGGAUCCAAUAACUACUGGAC